AUGGAGCCUGAGCCACUUCAAGGUCAGGAAAGCGCACGGACGCUCCCCAUCAUCCUCACCACGGGCACUCCCCCACCUACACUUCCAUCCUUUCCCCGAGGAAAAAGGAGACAGGCCUCUGAGCAGCCCCGAGGGAGGGGGCGAAGGCGAACACCCCACAAAGUGCACCGAGGGCAGUUAUCUGCAGACACGACUUCGGGGGUGCACACACACAAAGAUCUCCAGAACGCAAACAAAAGCGAGCCCGUCGCCAGUUCGCAUUCCCCGAACCGCCGAGUCCGGCACAGCCCCGGGAGGGCCCCUCCCGGCGCUGCCCCGGAGGCCGCGGGGAACCGGGGUGGGGGAGAGCGGAGAAAUCGCCCCCUUUACCCCCCAGGCUCUGCCCCAGAGCAAUCGGGAGAGGCGAGGAAGCCCCCGGGGCUGUGCCGGGGGCCAAGGCGAUGCCGGGCCCCCGGUGCCCCGCUGGGCGGCGAGGCCGUCCCGGCCGCGGGAGUGGCACCGCCCGCAGCCGCCGGCGGAGGAGGGCUGGGGCUCUGGGUUCACCCUUUCCCCGUCCCCUCCCCUGCCCCCCGCGGGCACGGCAGCCAUGGCCCCUCGCCCGGCCUGCGGGGGCCCCGCCGUCUCUCUCCUGUGGAGCCUCGGCGCUGUCGAGCAGCUGCCAUUACUCGGGCCAAGACCCGUCCUCCAAGCAGGCAUCCCCCUCCCCAGCGAGGAAAUGCGGCGGCGGCGGGGGUGUGUGAGCGAAAGGAAAGCGGGGGAGAGUGGGGAGCAAAGCGGUGGCCCCGCGUGCGGGAGACAGCGGGGCCGGGGAGUGACGGGGCUGAGGCCGGGCUGCACCACACCCUGCCCGGCCUCGCCUCUCACGCGAGUCCCCGGCUCCCCCGCGCCCUGCAGGCCCGCGCGGAGCGCUGGAAGCGGCGAUUCUCUCCGGAGCGCCCCUCUCCCCACCCCACCUCCUCCCGUCCCGGCCCCGGGGCUGGCUGCAACUCGGCACGGGGGCGCGGGGGACCCGCCGCCGCCUCCCAGCCGAAAUUCGACCGGGGAAGGUCUGGACCCUCUCUUGUUGCAGAGGGAAAAUGUGGUGCUUAUCCAGCCUUGAUACAUGAAAAUUCCUCCUAUCAUGAAGUCCAACUUGGAGAAAUGACAGAUAAUGUUUUUGAAAAUAGAUGCUUACCUUGAGCAGCAGAAACCAAAACAUAGAGAAUCAACGGUCUGUCUCAGAGUUGUCAAUAUGUCGUGAGCUGUAGAUCACAGAAGCAUAGAAUCACUUAAAUUGGAAAAGACCUUUAUGAUCAUUGAGCCCAACUGUUAGCCAUACUUGCACUGCAGGGUAAGGAAAUACAUAUUAACACAAAAUACAUAACUUUAUAGGAACAUAUAUAUAUAUAUGCAACAUACAUUUUAUAUUUUUAAUGAACUGUGAGAUAAAUAUUAAUAAAUGUCUAUGGAAAUAUAU
Molecule: messenger RNA, 1456 nt
Organism: Vidua chalybeata
Lineage: Eukaryota; Metazoa; Chordata; Aves; Passeriformes; Viduidae
Product: basic proline-rich protein-like
Exons: 3
Coding region: 1-1179 (392 amino acids)
Source: RefSeq, a predicted model, not a curated record